Messenger RNA from Sporothrix brasiliensis 5110, 1584 nucleotides. RefSeq names its product Major Facilitator Superfamily protein. The record is from RefSeq and is a predicted model, not a curated record. The transcript has 3 exons. Gene Ontology annotation, biological process: transmembrane transport. Gene Ontology annotation, cellular component: membrane. Gene Ontology annotation, molecular function: transmembrane transporter activity. NCBI's taxonomy places the organism in Eukaryota, Fungi, Ascomycota, Sordariomycetes, Ophiostomatales, Ophiostomataceae. The coding region runs from base 1 to 1584 and encodes 527 amino acids.
AUGACCGACAGUACUUGGAAGGAGGACGUCAAGACGGACGGCGGUAAUGGUGCGACUGGCGCGCGCAACGUGGAAGUGAGAGUCGGCCCACCGUACACGCGCAGCACGGAUUCGCGAGAAGCCGAGGUCGAACUGGCAGAACGGUCAUCGCAAGGCAAUGUGCCAAAACUUGAAGACGACGACGGCGUCGCGACAGCGCACACGAGCGGCGGUAACCACGGCGACAACACAGCAUCUGGGGUCACCGAGUACAAGGUGUACAAGCGACGGUGGUUCGGCUUGUUGCAACUGACGCUGCUCAACGUCAUUGUGAGCUGGGACUGGCUGACCUUCUCUCCCGUCGCUUCUGAUGCCGCCACCUUUUUCAACACAAACGAGAGCACCAUUAACUGGCUCAGUACCGCCUUCUUUUUUUCCUUCGUCUUCAUCACGCCGGUGACCAUCUUUGUCUUGCACCACGGUCCUCGGCCUUCUAUGAUGACGUCGGCCGUGCUGCUGUUCCUUGGUAACUGGGUUCGCUACGCCGGCACGCGCUCGAACUUGGCCGAGGACGGUCUUACAGGGGGCCACUUUGGUGUUGUCAUGUUCGGCCAGAUCCUCACCGGCUUGUCGCAGCCCUUUGUACUGGCAGCGCCUGCGCGCUACUCCGACCUGUGGUUCACACACCGUGGCCGCGUUGCCGCGACGGCACUGACGAGUCUGGCGAAUCCCUUCGGCGCUGCCCUCGGCCAGCUGAUUAUCCCGUUCUGGGUCUACAGCUCCAAGGACAUCCCUAAUAUGGUCCUUUACGUAUCCAUUAUUUCUACGAUUUGCUCUGUGCCCUCCUUCUUUGUCUACGGGAAGCCGCCCACCCCGGUCGCGCCUUCGUCCGAGACGCCCAAACUGGAACUGCUGAAAUCCAUCAAGCACAUCUCGCGCUCGGUCGAAUUCUGGCUCCUCUUCAUUCCAUUCAUCGUUUACGUCGGCUUCUUCAAUUCCAUCUCGUCGUUGCUCAAUCAGAUCAUGCUGCCGUACGGCUACUCGGAUGACCAGGCCGGCAUUGCCGGCGCUGUCCUCAUCGUCGUCGGUCUCGUGUCGUCUGCAAUCUCCUCGCCCAUCCUCGAUCGCACAAAGAAUUUCAUCCUGGCCACCAAGAUCUGUGUGCCCAUUAUCGGCAUCGGCUACCUUAUCUUCAUCUGGAUGCCCGAGACGCACGACUCUGGCGGUCUCGCGGGGCCGUAUGUCGUGCUCGCCGCUCUUGGCGCCGCGUCGUUUACGCUCGUGCCCGUGGCUGUCGAGUUCCUUGUCGAGGUGACCCACCCUGCGAGCCCCGAAGUGACAUCCACGCUGGCGUGGAGCGGCGGGCAACUGCUGGGCGGUAUUUUCAUUAUCGUGUCGGACGCGCUGCGGGCAGGCGCCGAUGGCAGCCCGCCCAGCAACAUGAAGAAGUCGCUCAUUUUCUCGGCCGUCGUCGCGCUCGUUGUGGUGCCCCUGCCGCUCUGCUUGGGCUUGUUUGGCCGCAGCGAGCAAGUGAAGCUGCGGCGUGUGCGGUCAGAUGAGGCGGCCGUGCAGGCGCCUGCUGCAGCGACCGACGUGGAAGCAUGA